UGAACAAGGAAGUAAACAUAUUUAUCCAACGAUUGUCUAAUACUGCACAGACGGUCAGGGCUCGUCAGUUGAAGGUCUUGAGAAACAUGAUGUCAGGGCACAGCUGCUUGGUGUAUGAGAUCCCAGAGAGCCUGAUAAUAGAAAUACUCCUACAAGUUCCAGCCAAAGAUAUUGUACAGAACUGCGUGCUUGUAUCUCGUCAGCUGAAUGAUAUCAUCGCCAGCCCCACACUGUGGAAGAGAAAAUGUAAACUGGAAGGGAAGUAUAUUCCUCGUUUUGUGAAGCCAGAAGAUUUCAAAAAGAUGUAUUUCUUUAAUCCCUACACAAGAAAUCUGAUCAAGAAUCCAUGUGCACAGGAGGGAUUACAACACUGGCAAGUGAUGCGAAAUGGAGGCAAUAACUUCAAAGUGGAGACAGGUCAUCAUGGAUGUCAGGAUGUAACUCAAACAGAUAUGGUUCAAGAGUGGCCAGAGCGGAAUAUAAAUAAGUGGGCCACGUCGUAUGGGCAUUGUGAGAAAAUGCAGAGAAUUAACCUCGGGGAGGAGGGUGUGGUCGCGGAAGUGUUGGACACGAUCAAACCAACCAUCUACAUCUCCGAGUGGUUCGCUGCACGACAAGACUGCGCAUGUCACUAUGAGCUGGAGGUGAGGCUGUUGUCUGGUGACGAGCAAGAGCUGGACAGAUUCACCUUUGAGGAUAAUGUCCCACAGUGGACUUCAGGAGAGUGGACAAAGAUGCAGCAUGUGUUUAAAGACUAUAAGGCUGGCGUUAGGUUCAUUGAAUUCCGACAUCUUGGGGUUGAUAGGCAGUUUUGGGCCGGACAUUACGGACCAAAGUUUACUCUCUCAUCUGUGAAAUUUAUGUUUGACUAAUGCAGAAUAGUUAAUCUCAGACUCUGUAUUUUCAGAACUAACCUGAGAGAGCAAUAUCGACUGGUCGCCAUAGCAACCGUUAGUUAUCAUGGUAACCACAAACAUGUGAUAUUUGGAGAUGGAGGUGAAUACAUGUAUCCAACUGAUAUUCCUGAAUAAUUUAUCGUCAAAAUAUUAUCUGUAGGAAUGAAAGACACUUCAGGAAGUGAAAUUUGAUUAAUAGAAUAAUAACACAUAAUAACUACAGAUUUAUAUAGCGCUGGUAUCCAGUUCGAAGAACUGCUCAAAAGCGCUACAUUUGAGUCUACACAAAAAAGAGGCAUUACACAGCUAGGAAAACACAAAGCCUCAAUACUCCAAGAAAGAUUUGGUGAAAAGAUAAGUUUGAGUCUUGAUCGGAACAAAGUAGGACUGUUAAUGUUCCUGAUAUCCAAUGGCAGCCUAUUCCAUAGCUCAAGGGCAACUUUGGUGAAACUCCGACCUCCAAAAGUCGCCGUUCUAACACUAGGCACAGAGAGCAGGGACUGGCAGCUUGAUCUGAGAGAUCUCCCAGGCUAGUUCUCUUCAAGAAGCUCGCUGAUAUAAGUUAGUCUUUGAUUGUGUCUCGCAUUGAACACAAUCAGCAUCACUUUAUACUGGAUUCUCUCAUUGAUUGUGAGCCAGUGGUGGUUCCGUAAAAUCGGUGUGAUAUGGUCAAACUUUUUGGAUUUAGUAACAAGCCUGGCAGCACAGUUUUGACCUCUUUGAAGUUUUGUCAAAAGGUUAUGAGGAAGGCCGAUAAGUAGAAGCUCGCCUAUUGUAUGUUAUUUGAGAAGCUUGACAUAUUGUGAAGGUGGUAGUGGUUUGAUUUGUUGACAAUUUGUGUUAUUACUGUAUUGCUUAAAGUUUAGGUAUCAUGGAAAAUAUUUAUAGAUUUUUCUUACAUCCUUAUGUAGGUAGUGUGCAGUACUAUAGGAUGACCGAGAAAACAAGUGUGAAUACCAAACCUUAGUGAGUGAGUGAGUAUAGUUUUACGCCGCUUUUAGCAAUAUUUCAGCAAUAUCACGGCGGGGGACACCAGAAGUGAGCUUCACACAUUGUACCCAUGUCGGAAAUCAACCCGGGUCUUCAGCGUGACGAGCGAACGCUUUAACCACUAGGCUACCCGACCGCCCCAUCAAACCUUAGUUGUUGCGCCAUAUUUUGAUGUCUGUGUUUGUCAGAACCAAAACGAAUCUUAAUUAGCACGGAUGGCUUGCCGGCAAGCUGAUUAGGUAUUAGAAUUGUAGGGAGACCUGUAUAUAUAUAAUACAGGUAUGGAUUCCAUGUUUGUCAAGAGUAGUGAGUGAGUGAGUAUGGUUUUACGCCGCUUUUAGCAAUAUUCCAGCAAUAUCACGGCGGGGGACACCAGAAAUGGACUUCACACAUUGUACGCAUGUCGGGAAUCGAACCCGGGCCUUCGGCGUGACGAGCGAUCGCGUUAACCACUAGGCUACACGACCGCCCCUUUGUGCAGAGUAUGGUUGGUGGGGACGUGUCAAGUAGCCUUGAUUUAACGUGAAUUACAUUAUUCCAUCCCAAGAAUAAUGGAGUUCAUUUGUGGAUAGGAGAAUGUCAAAGAGUUAAAAACGGUGAAGAAAAGGUUUGCUUGAACGGAGACUUGCCUGUUUGUGUAAUUUUGGAGGUAGCUUGUGCGAUGUGUAAUGUUGGGGGUAAUUCCUCCAAUAAGACCAUAUAUAGAACCUCGGUGUAUAAAGGCUCCUCCUCCGAUGUAUUUGCAUUUCAGCCUUUGAUAUUGACAAGACAGAAGUGCAAAUAAACCAUAUUUACGAAAUCUGAACUGUUUUGGAAGCUAGCAUCUAACUUGUUGUUGUGGUUCACGUGCCAGUGUAAACAAGCAUUUGUAUAAAACGAUAAUCAAAUCGACACAUUUGGCAUAAUGUUUUUAACAAUAUGGUUAUAUGUGAAUAAAUGGGCUAAAGUACUGCUUGUCUAAUGUGAUGCAUGUAUAUAUGAUCAAUUCUUAUGUCAGGCAUGUCAUGUAUAUAUUCAGUUUAUAUCAUCACGCCAGUAAACAAAACUGAUACGACAA
Messenger RNA from Haliotis rufescens (red abalone), 2943 nucleotides. Its product is annotated as F-box only protein 6-like. Lineage: Eukaryota; Metazoa; Mollusca; Gastropoda; Lepetellida; Haliotidae. The record is from RefSeq and is a predicted model, not a curated record. Gene Ontology annotation, cellular component: SCF ubiquitin ligase complex; cytoplasm. Gene Ontology annotation, molecular function: protein binding; ubiquitin protein ligase activity. The transcript has 6 exons. Bases 87 to 872 code for a protein of 261 amino acids. Gene Ontology annotation, biological process: glycoprotein catabolic process; SCF-dependent proteasomal ubiquitin-dependent protein catabolic process.